AUGCCCAAGUGCGACUACUGCGAUGUGUACCUCACGCAUGAUUCCAUGAGCGUGCGCAAGGCGCAUAACAGCGGUCGAAAUCACCUGCGCAACGUCGUCGACUACUACCAACAAAUCGGCCACGAGAAGGCCCAGUCUGUCAUUGACUCCAUCACCUCCUCCUAUGCUGCAGAAGGCCAAGCCCACAACAACCCAAUGCUGCCACAAAACCAGCCCGGAUCGGCUUUCCCGCCACCCUUCCCUUUUCCAGGAGGCGUCCCGCCUCCCUUCCCCGGCAUGCCCGCCGGUGCACCCCCCUUCCCUCAAGGCAUGAUUCCACCCCCCGGACAAGGCGGACGCGGAAUGCCGCCGAUGCCGCCCUUCCCCCCCGGCCCCAACGGCUCACCAAUGCCCCCAGGAGGUCUCCCGUUCCCCCCGCCCGGAGGUCUGCCAGCCGGCCUCCCAUUCCCACCCCCAGGCGCGCCGGGCGGUCUCCCUCCCAACUUUCAGUUCCCCGGCAUGCCGGGCGCGGGCGCCUUCCCACCAGGACCUCCUGGCGCCUUUCCGCCUGGUGGCGGACCUCCGGGACAAGACAGGCGGUAA
This is a messenger RNA of Colletotrichum orchidophilum, 582 nucleotides long. Its product is annotated as glucose N-acetyltransferase 1. The transcript is spliced from 5 exons. Bases 1 to 582 code for a protein of 193 amino acids. Gene Ontology annotation, molecular function: pre-mRNA 5'-splice site binding; zinc ion binding. NCBI's taxonomy places the organism in Eukaryota, Fungi, Ascomycota, Sordariomycetes, Glomerellales, Glomerellaceae. The record is from RefSeq and is a predicted model, not a curated record. Gene Ontology annotation, biological process: spliceosomal snRNP assembly; mRNA 5'-splice site recognition; mRNA splicing, via spliceosome. Gene Ontology annotation, cellular component: nucleus; U1 snRNP.